This is a messenger RNA of Folsomia candida, 1233 nucleotides long. RefSeq lists its product as uncharacterized. The record is from RefSeq and is a predicted model, not a curated record. The coding region runs from base 189 to 1127 and encodes 312 amino acids. The transcript is spliced from 2 exons. NCBI's taxonomy places the organism in Eukaryota, Metazoa, Arthropoda, Collembola, Entomobryomorpha, Isotomidae.
GUGGGGUAGGUCAACACGUAUCCGGUGAUUUUCGUAACUUAUUUCCUGAAUUGUUUUUUGAAUGGACUGAGAUAAACUAUAUAUUCCUUAGUUAGGACACAAUCAGAGGAUUAGCGCACUUGAAAGACUUGGUUGUAGGAUCCCUACCCCUAAGGUAUUGAUUUCCGUCCCCUUGCGAGCCUCUGGAAAUGAAGGGACCCACACAUUCCCUAACAUGCAAAUUAUUCACCCUUUCCUUCAUCCUCUUAUCCCUCCACCUUAUCUUUGGUCACUACUCACUCCACAAGAAAUAUAAAAUUUCCACCCUACCCGACAACCCACCAUCACCUGAGCCGUGUCCCAGCUCCGAAAAAGUUUUUGCCACCAUGCUCAACCUCCCCGAGUGGUACCGACGCCAGGACUGGGGCCUUCGCCGGGACCCCGCCCUCGACAACGUCACCGUGACCACGAGAGGCAUGGACAAAGAAGAGAUCACGGCCUGGAACGAGUUCUUUUUUGGAACCGGCGGUGGCGUCAUGCUCGAAUUGGGCGCCAUGAACGGACAGAAUUUUAGCGUGAGUUCGUUUUUUGAAGAAAGUGCAGACUGGAGAUCCAUCCUCAUCGAAGCGAAUCCAACCUUGUCCUCCCAAAUAUUUGCAAAUCGGCCAAACGCAAUCAGUUUCAAUGCCGCGAUAUGCGACCAAGUUCGUACCGUGCAUUACUUUGAUGAAGAUGCGGGCGGACUGCUGAGCGGGGGAAGUGCCAUCAUGGAAUUUAAGUUUGGGGAAGGACAAGACUACGAAAAGAUGGAGGGAAAUCCGAAAGUUACGAAGAUUCUGUGCGUCCCGCUUUCUCAUUUGUUGAGUCCGCUAGGAAUUCGACACAUAAAUUUUUUCCUGUUGGAUGUCGAAGGGGGCGAAUUGAGUAUUUUGAAACGGGUGGAUUUUGACCAGAUUAAAUUUGACGUGAUUGCCGUGGAGACGGAUCGGGGCAAUUUGGGAGCUGAUGAGACGGCGAAGUAUGUAGAUGAGGUGAUUGAGUUGCUGAGGGGGAAGGGAUAUUCUCUUUGGGAGAGGAAGUUAGGGAGAAAUUCGUGGUUUAUGUCGCCAGACUUUGUACCUUUUAAUGCUUCUUUAAUUUUUGUGUAGUUUUAUUUAAAUAUGGAAAUUGGGUGGGAAGAAAUCCGUGUUCAACAACCCAGAUUGUAAAUAAAUAAUGAUUUUCUUACGUACGAGGUUGCAAAAUAUGUUGGUU